Molecule: messenger RNA, 842 nt
Organism: Cryptococcus deneoformans JEC21
Lineage: Eukaryota; Fungi; Basidiomycota; Tremellomycetes; Tremellales; Cryptococcaceae
Exons: 4
Coding region: 86-592 (168 amino acids)
Source: RefSeq, a predicted model, not a curated record
UCAACGAGUCAAACCGACGAAUUCCCUAAAUAUAUCUAUCGAUCCUAUCCCGCCAUCCAUCAUCUCCCCCUUCUUUCUCCCAUUAAUGCUCCUUCGCCAAUCAUUUCUUUCCCAUCACAUAAUCCGUCGAACCAUCAUGACUGCUUCUUACACACCCAUCGCUAUCCAACACGUCAACCUUGCCAUCCCUAAAGACACACUUGAGCAAGCUCAAGAGUUUUACGGCGAUGUGAUUGGGUUUAAGAAUGACCAGGUGCCCCAAGCCCAAAGGGAUACACUCUUAUGGUUUAGAGUUGGUGACGGGCCUCAGCAGAUUCACGUCUCUUUCGAAAAGGGUAUUAGUGAAGCAGGCCCCGCCCUCUCGGACCGCGCGCCCAUCUCUAGCCGACAUCCUUGUUUCUCCCUCCCAUCCCAGGAAGCUCUCACCGCUCUUCAAGAACGCAUCUACGAGCACCACAUUAAAGGGUUGCCUGCUUCUGCAGAGGAAUGCGAUAAACCAGGUGGUGAAAACUCUGGGUCAAAGGGCGUCGAAUUCCCAACUCGGUUCUUUGCUAGAGACUUUGCUGGUAACAGGCUGGAAUUCUCCAUAUAGUGAGAGUGUAGUGUUUUGCUCAGAUGACGGCUUGGAGCGGUAGAACAGCGCACGCGCAGAGCUCGGUUCAGUGCCCGAGUGCGCAGGGUACCAUAGAGUCUGCCGAGUCGGGUGGUAAAUUAAGAAACGGUGUCCGAGACUAGAGGGCUGUCCGGCGGCUUGGUUGUAGGCGCCCAAGAUCAAGCAAAUAGCCAGAUAAACAGGAAAUUAUAAGAGAUAUAUAUUGAAAUGCACUGUACCAUAAAGUUUG